GAAUCCUAACAAUAUACUCGGUUUGCCCAACGCUUCAAGAACUUCUUUUAAAAUGUCGUCCGAUCUCCAGUGGCUCCUUCUCCGCAACCACAACUCCUUCAUUGUGAAGCGUGUUCCGGAAGGUCCUGUCUUUUCAACAGAACCUGGCAACCUGCGCAAUCUCCACUCCUACAAGUACUCCGGCUUAGCCAACGAAAAGACUAUCGACAUCCGGGAUUCAAGUUCAGGUAUUCAAAUCACCACACGCAAGAAGAAAGCCUCAACGCACAGCGUCCACUCGGCACGGUCUACCCUGACAGUUCGCAACCGAUCGGGUGGCCGUCGCUCUCUUGGUGUCGCUGCUAGUUUAGCCAAGAAGGGAUACCGCGCUGACCUUCGUGCUGCCGCUCUCGGUCGUGUCUCUGCCAUCAUUGCCACUCAGAAGGAGAAAAAACCUACGCCACCAAAGAAGGUUCGGGGGAAGAAGGCGCUCGAAGCAUGAUUCUGAUUCCGUUCUAUCCACCUUUAUACGCUAUGUUUACACAUGACAAAACGAGAAAUCUAUGCCCAUUAGGCUCAUACUUUCAGACAAUGGGAGCAGAAUGCAAUACAAAUACAGCGUUGCACAUUGUACAGUCAAGAUGCGGAGAUAAUACACAGAUUCUCAGAAAGAUAAGGCUACUUGUUUCCCUUCAUCACCACUCAACCUGUUUCAUGUAUUCAAAUGGCAAAGGCUUUUCCCGAGGGCUGUGCAAUCCGCCCUCCCGCGCCAAACGAAUUCUUUGGGCCACUGUUUAAGUCUCUCGUAGGCCUAGUGCCUUCGAUUUUCCGAUAGAUGCUCUCCUUCAGCCUGUUAUCGUUGUCGUGAUUCCCAUGGCCAUGUUUCUUCUCCUUCUUUGGCGCUUCUUCCUCUAUAUGGGGAGGUGCUUGUGCAUGCUCCUCACCAGGAGGGGCCGGACGAGGGUAAUCUGGAUUUUCCUUUUGGCUAGUAUUAUCAGUUGGAGAUGAUGAGGUUGCAUGUGAUCUGGGUUUUGAAGAGACUGAAAGGCGACGACCACCGACUUUCAUAGCGGGAGCAUGCUGGGCCAAGUCUGUCAUGAUUCUGCAAGCAAUGGGCAAGUAAGAUAAGUGAUUGAAUUCUGUUGGGGGAUAUGAACAAUGAGAAGAGC
Serpula lacrymans var. lacrymans S7.9 is the source of this 1148-nucleotide messenger RNA. RefSeq lists its product as uncharacterized. The record is from RefSeq and is a predicted model, not a curated record. The transcript has 7 exons. Gene Ontology annotation, molecular function: structural constituent of ribosome. Gene Ontology annotation, cellular component: cytosolic large ribosomal subunit; ribosome. Gene Ontology annotation, biological process: translation. Lineage: Eukaryota; Fungi; Basidiomycota; Agaricomycetes; Boletales; Serpulaceae. The coding region runs from base 53 to 481 and encodes 142 amino acids.